AUGGCCUCGCUCCCCAAGGACCCGGCCAACCCGGACAAGAAGAAGAGCCCCAGCGCGCUGCGGUCCAUCAUCGCUGGGUCGACGGCUGGCGCGAUUGAGAUUGCCAUCACAUACCCCGCCGAGUUCGCCAAGACUCGGACGCAGCUCAAUCGGCGGCUCGCCGAGGGCCAGAAGCUGCCGUGGCCGCCGUUCGGCCGCCAGUGGUAUGCGGGCUGCACAACGCUCAUCAUCGGCAACUCGGCCAAGGCCGGCAUUCGUUUCGUCGCCUUCGACCAGUACAAGCGACUGCUUGCCGACGCCGACGGCAAGCUCACCGGCCCGCGCACCGUGCUCGCCGGCUUCGGCGCCGGCGUCACUGAGUCGCUGCUCGCUGUAACGCCCACGGAGAGCAUCAAGACCACGCUGAUCGACGAUCGCAAGGCAGCCAAGCCCCGCAUGCGCGGCUUCCUGCACGCGGUGCCCAUCAUCGCCCGCGAGCGCGGCAUCCGUGGCUUCUUCCAGGGCUUCGUUCCCACGACGCUGCGCCAGUCGGCCAACAGCGCCACCCGCUUCGGCUCCUACACCUUUUUCAAGCAAAUGGCCGAGUCGUACACAGCGCCAGGCGAGAAGCUCGGCGCCGUGGGCACAUUUGCCAUUGGCGGCCUGGCCGGCCUCGUCACCGUCUUUGUCACCCAGCCGCUCGACACCAUCAAGACGCGCAUGCAGAGCCCUGACGCGAAGCAGCUGUAUGGCAACACGAUGCGCUGCGCCGGACUCAUCUUUAGGCAGGAAGGCGUGCUGACGUUUUGGAGCGGCGCGCUGCCGCGGCUGGUGCGUCUGGUUUUGAGCGGUGGCAUCGUCUUCACCAUGUACGAGAAGAGCAUGGACCUCAUGGACCGGCUGGACCCGGAAAAGAGGUAUAUAUAG
This is a messenger RNA of Purpureocillium takamizusanense, 906 nucleotides long. RefSeq names its product fumarase (gene FUM11). Gene Ontology annotation, biological process: mitochondrial citrate transmembrane transport. The transcript has 5 exons. The record is from RefSeq and is a predicted model, not a curated record. The coding region runs from base 1 to 906 and encodes 301 amino acids. NCBI's taxonomy places the organism in Eukaryota, Fungi, Ascomycota, Sordariomycetes, Hypocreales, Ophiocordycipitaceae.